Sphaeroforma arctica JP610 is the source of this 981-nucleotide messenger RNA. RefSeq lists its product as hypothetical. Lineage: Eukaryota; Ichthyosporea; Ichthyophonida. The transcript is spliced from 3 exons. The record is from RefSeq and is a predicted model, not a curated record. The coding region runs from base 1 to 981 and encodes 326 amino acids.
AUGGGUGUGGCCAUCAUCAGCAUUCUCCGGAAGAUCAGUCUGAGUAAGGACACGGCUACGGAAACCGAUACACCUGACAGCCUCAGCAAUCCAACCAACCACAACGCGAGCCGAAAUGAAGCACGUGCGAACACUUUACGUGACACGUCCGAACACAGUAACACCCCUACCACACCCAACAGUACAACCGCUUACGGAUAUCAGGACAGGGUGUGUGGUGGUGCAGAUAGUACGGGCAUACACCAAGGCCAAGUCGUGGGCGAAGUAUCAGAAGCGACUGAGGGGCAUAUGGGAGCGGUGGAUCCGGAUAUACAAGAACUUGGCCGAGUUGUGAGGCUGCCUGCGUGUGUGCGCAUACACUUCCACAUGUUCCUGGGGCGCAUGUUGCUGCUGACGGCAGCGCCGCCGGUGGUUGUACUGGACGUGAGAGAGUUUAGAGAGAUGCUGUGCUCGUUGUGUGCGUGCGAUAAGCGCUGUAUGUCACGGGCUGAUGUACAGACACACACACAUACAAACACACAAACACACACACACACACAUACACAUACACACCCGCGCACGCGUACACACCAUGUGGGUGCGUUACAGACGUACGGCGACAAUGAAGACGAGAACCCUGUGGAUAUCAGCGCAGGCGAUAACUCAGGUAAGAACUCUGUCGCUCUGUCCAACGGCCUGUCGCCAGAUACCGAACUUCUUCCUGCACCCACCGCGACCACGGGGCAGCCAGGUGGACCCGGAGACUGUGAGCCCUACACAGACGCAGAGAGUGUAGCAGCCACACUAGACGAGCGCCAAGAUAUCGUCAUGCAGCUGUAUGCCAUGGGUUGGUGUCAUAGUGCGCGAGUGUCUGACACUCAGCUGCUGCAAUGGCUGGUGGGGGGGGGGCUGUGGCAGGUGGCAGAGGUGGUGUAUAUACAGAUGGGAGAUUUGGAUAAGUAUCACGCACGUUAUGACAAUGAAACAAAUGGAGGUUUGUGA